This is a messenger RNA of Fusarium vanettenii 77-13-4, 2022 nucleotides long. RefSeq lists its product as uncharacterized. The coding region runs from base 1 to 1827 and encodes 608 amino acids. The record is from RefSeq and is a predicted model, not a curated record. The transcript is spliced from 6 exons. NCBI's taxonomy places the organism in Eukaryota, Fungi, Ascomycota, Sordariomycetes, Hypocreales, Nectriaceae.
AUGAGUGAAGACAGUCCCUCAAGUAGUCCUACGGCACACUACGCUGUCUAUAAAUCUGUAGAAUCUGAUGGAACCGGUAUCAGUGAUUUGAUUGGCGCUUUUGGAUCCCGGCUGAGACCUCAAGCAGGCUUCAUGAACGCGAACGAGCGGCUCGUUGGCUGCGGCAGGCAGAGUUCACCUGGUGACUUAGAGGGGCCCAUGGCCCAAGCUUCUCUGGUCUUCAUCCACAGAUCUCUUCCUAACAUCUCUCCCCGCUCUCGCACGCAUCCAAGCUCCGCAACAACGCACCCGUAUUCCACCGCGAUGACCAGCAACGGCAGCGAGGAAAGCCGCUCUCGUAGCAACAUGUCACCAGACAUGGAUCUCGAGAAAGAUACCAGACCAGAGCAUUCGCCUUAUGCCAGUGAACCCUGUGCUGUCUUGUUUCGAGACAGGAAGACGCUUUACAUUCCGAGAGAAUCUCUCAAUCAAGUCGAGCAGAUCUCUCGCUAUCUUGUUCGGGGCGGCCCUAAGCUGAAGGCCCAUUUCACCGACAUCACUUCCGCGACCGGUCAUGUUCUAUUGCACUUUCUGGUAUGCGGGGCCUACCAAUCUCUUAGACCCGAGGGCGACAGCCUGGAGAAAAGACAGGCUUCCGAGUUCAAGACUGCCCUUGACGUAUACGUCGCGGCCGAUUCGCUUCAGCUCCCUCGCCUCCGCGAUCUCGCACGAAGAGAAAUGGCCAGGGUAGGCGACACGCUCAGUCUGCCGUCUAUCAUGUCGGCUUUUGAAGACUCUGAUAUGUCUUCCAACAUACCCCUUGGUGUCACUGUGUAUCUUGAAUCUCGCAUCCUCUCCUUUGCAGAGGAGGCAACGCCCGCGGUCGUCGAGAGCAUGCUUCCGGAGCUCGAGGGGCCAAACACACUGAGCCGAAUCUUGUUGAGGAGCAUUGUGCGCCUCAAGAGUUCAAAGCUGUCCAAACAACAACAGGAGCUCCACGGCAAGAAGGGCGAAGUAUGUUUCGGCACUCCCAAAAAUGUGCUGGAGGGUAAGAUGAGAAGAAGGAUGUCGACUACAGAGCAGGCUAUGAAGGAGGCUGAGGCGAAAGCCGAGACUCUAUCCAAGGAGGCGGAAGUUCUUCCAUUGGCCGAGAAAGCGUCUUCUGAAAAGCCUGAAGCCUUCCCAGCAGAGGAAGAACCUGCGAAGUGUGCCCCUGCAGAGGAAGGAGAUCGCGAAAUGCAAUCCCUUCUUACUAAGGAGGAAAUCAGUGCUCUACAUUGUAGACACUCUAAAAGGGGCGGCAGGCCUGAAGCCUUCCCAGGAGAGGAAGCACUCGCUAAGUGUGCCCCUGCAAAGAAAGCAGAUUGCGAAGUGCAAUCCCUUCUUACUAAGGAGGAAAUCAGUGCUCUAAAUAAUUUUAAACAGUCUAAAAGGGGCGGCAGGCGGUUGAAGGGAGACAGAGCGCACCUUGAGUUUCUUAUUGAAAGGGCCCUAGUUGACGCCGACCUGAAACCCCUAAAGGCGACAGACGUCGCUCCCAACGAAGAGGCCACUACGGUGUCAUCGGCUGUAACCCCGGCCCUGGAUGCCCAAGAAAGACAGACACUCAAUUUACCAGGAUCUCUAAACACGGAGAGGGAUCACUCGGAGACUGCAUCCUUCGAUAGGCCCGGGUCGAGAAGCUCCGGAACCUGGAGUUUUGCGGGAACCCCGGCCUCUCACUCUAGCCAGAUUUCCCCAAAGGUCGAGGUUUCAAAGGAUCACGCAGGAGGGAGGGAAGACGACGUUUUGGAUUGGGAUGCCAUUUUCAAAGCAGUUCGAAAGAAGAACCAGGGUAGGCCGUCGUAGGUAAAUCCUAUGGGUUCGGUAAAGGAUCUCCGGAAGGGUCGUUUGGGUACUUUCUUUUCGCUCUGGGUUUUGGGUCUCAAUGUUUUGCUUCCACAUGGAGCAUUCACUCAUUCGUUAUGCUGUCAACUACCGCUAGGUGUCUAUAGAGGCCGCUCAAAUUGAAGAAACAUGGGCCUCAUAGGGAGCUUCUCCAUU